Molecule: messenger RNA, 779 nt
Organism: Nyctereutes procyonoides (raccoon dog)
Lineage: Eukaryota; Metazoa; Chordata; Mammalia; Carnivora; Canidae
Gene: CCL20
Product: C-C motif chemokine ligand 20
Exons: 4
Coding region: 53-349 (98 amino acids)
Biological process (GO): lymphocyte chemotaxis; immune response; cellular response to type II interferon
Cellular component (GO): extracellular region
Molecular function (GO): chemokine activity; CCR chemokine receptor binding
Source: RefSeq, a predicted model, not a curated record
UCUCAGGGCACUGGGUACCCAGCACUGAACAGAUCUAUUCUUUGAGCUGAAAAUGAUGUGUAGUAGCAAGAAUUUGCUCCUGGCUGCUUUGAUGAUGUCAGUGCUGCUACUCCACCUCUGCAGCAAGUCAGAAGCAGCAAGCAACUUUGAUUGCUGUCUUCGAUAUACAGAACAUAUCGUUCCUGCCGGAUCUAUCAUGGGCUUCACACAACAGCUGGCCAAUGAAGCUUGUGACAUCAAUGCCGUUAUCUUUUACACAAAGAAAAAAAAGGCUGUGUGUGCAGAUCCAAAGAAGAAAUGGGUGAAACGGACUGUGCGUCUCCUCAGCCAUAGAGUCAAGAAGUUGUAAAAAGCUGAUGCUCUCUGGAAUGGAAUUGGACAGAACCCAUGAACAAAAAGAAUCUAGCUGGAGUUGGUGGUUGAGAGUUUAGCACAUACUUGAUUUGUGCUUCAGGGGACUUGUCCAAUUAAUGAAGUUGAUACAUAUUGCAUCAUAGUUUGCUUUGUUAAGCAUCACAUUAGAGUCAAACUCUAUUUUAUGUUAUUUAUAUAUAUAUAUAUGUUUUUUGUGUUUCUUCUAUUUAAUACUAACUUCCUAUAAGCUAUUCAUGUUUAGUAUGAUGUAUAAUGUUGUGUUCAGAGGAAUGAGGUUAUAUGGACUUUUUGUAAGCAGCGAGCUAUUUGUCCAAAACAAUUUAACAUUCUUCUUCUAUAUCCUUUGUUUCCUACACUGUUGUAAUUAUCCUGUAAAAGAGAAAAAUGAUGGCAAGAGUAAAUAU